Molecule: messenger RNA, 531 nt
Organism: Prorocentrum cordatum
Lineage: Eukaryota; Dinophyceae; Prorocentrales; Prorocentraceae
Source: the annotation of a GenBank genome assembly
AUGAGCAAGAAGAUGGUCAGGCGCGGUGAAGUCCUGGUGGGCACUACCGAGCCACCUCCGGGCUCAGCGGUGCCGACGAGCGCCGAGGGCGCGCCACUGUCGCUUGCGGCUGGCGAAGCGCGCGCUGGGGAGCCAGGCUGCGAGCGGAAGCGGGACGUCGAGCAGGUGCAGGCGGAGGUGACGUGCUCCUUGUCAGUGCCGGCCUGCGAUCUACUCCCCGAGACCCAGUGGCUCGACGGCAGGAUUGGUGCGAUCGAAGUUCGGCGAGGGCGGCGCGGUGGGCACGGUGGAGUUUUCUGCGCAGGGUCCGCGAGGGGCGCGCGCUGGGCCCGUCAGGUUGGCGACGGCGACGGCGACGACGGGCCGACGCCCUUCGAGGCCACGUGGCCCUGCGUGCAGGCGCCCGGCCGGGGUCCCCGGAGAUCGGCCGGGCGGUCCGUGCGGGGCCUCCGCGCCCGUGCUGUCCGGGAGCUGACUGUCCCAUGGCUCAACGGCACCGUAACGGGGGCGCUGAAUGGCGCCAACAUCUAA